UCCCAUAAUAUUAAAAUUCAUCCUCCGGCUUGUCGGCCGGAGAGCCGGGCGCGUCCACGUGUAAAGCACCCAGUUCGGGAAACCGAGGGAGGGAAGGGAAGUCUCGACAGAUAUGCACUGGAUCGGAUACUGCUCGCAUAUUUAUACGAUGCGCGUAAUAUCCCCCACGGCGACGAUGAUCUCGGGUCGGUCGGUGGUGAUGAUGAUGUGAUGAGCUUUCCAAGAUGGGAUUUUUAGUGACGGGUUGGAUCAAGAACCGGUUUUUGAGGGACGGGAGAGGGAGUGCUGUCCAUGGCCGUUGGACGAGGGAGAGACAAAUCAUGCCAGCCGUUAUUUUCACACACGCACACCCCCCCUGUCCCUCUCUCUCUCUCUCUCCCUGUGACGACAAGUUCGCAGCCCGAAUUCUCUGUCCCUUCUUCUUCUACAGGUUUCUGUUGGGGCUCCUGAGGUUUUUCUGUCGACGCCUCAGGGUGAUGGAAGAUGUCCGGGAAGAUGCCGUUCCAUCCAGGAAUGGCCCUGCUAUCACUGCCAGGGAAAUCCAAGAAGAAGAAGAAAAGGAAGAAGAGGAGGAGGAAGAAGAACGAGAAAGGCUCCGUGUUAAGGGCAAGAAAUGCCGGGCUGGUUUCUCUGACUCCAUAUCAUCCCAUGACUUAAGAUCUUUGGAGAUGGAGGGGAGGGCGGACGAUUCUUCCCCUCGAGGAGUUUUCGAGGAUGACCUGAGUGGCGUAGAGCCCAGUGUGACUUCCCCUGCCAGCACCUCAAGUUCCGAAUGCCACUCAUUCUCAAAAGGCUCUAACAAUAAGUGGCGGGGUUUCCUCCGCACGCUGAAGAAGGGAUCCCCCGUGCGCUUCCACACAUUUCCCCUGAAAAGCGUCCCCAAGCUCACUAGGAGGAAGAGCACGAGGAUAAGAGAGGACAUGGUGCCGGCAUUCCAUGCCAGCCUGGACACCGAGCUCGGUGACCUGAGCUAUUUCAAACCGUCCUGGAGGAAUUUUACCCUCAUCGAGCUCCAAGACGCUACCGACAACUUCAGUCGCGACAAUCUAAUUGGGGAAGGAGGAUGUGCUGAAGUUUACAAGGGCAUGCUGCCGGGCGGGGAGAUUGUUGCGAUCAAACGGUUGACGAGGGGAUCGCCAGAGGAGAUGACUGCAGAUUUCUUAUCUGAGCUCGGAAUCAUUGUGCAUGUGGACCAUCCAAACAUCGCCAAAUUGAUCGGAUACGGAGUCGAAGGGGGAAUGCACUUGAUUCUCCAUCUGUCUCCUCAUGGGAGCCUCGCGUCUCUGCUCUACGUUGCAGGCUCUGGGGAGAAACUGGACUGGGGCAUCAGGUACAAGGUCGCUCUGGGAACGGCUGAAGGACUAAUGUACCUUCAUGAGGAGUGUCAGAGGAGGAUUAUCCACAAAGAUGUGAAGGCUGCGAAUAUAUUGCUCUCCGAGGAUUUCGAGCCCCAGAUAUCUGAUUUCGGGCUUGCAAAGUGGCUGCCGGAGCAAUGGUCUCAUCACAUUGUAUCGCAAAUUGAAGGCACAUUUGGAUACCUUCCUCCCGAGUACUUCAUGCACGGGAUUGUCGACGAGAAAACAGAUGUGUAUGCGUACGGGGUACUGUUAUUGGAGCUCAUCACAGGACAGAAAGCUUUGGAUAGUUCACAGAAAAGCCUCGUCAUGUGGGCCAAGCCUCUGCUUUCUGAUAACCGCAUCAAGGAGUUCGUGGAUCCAUCUCUCGGCGGUGCCUACAACUCGGAGCAGAUGGACCGUCUGAUCUUGGCGGCCUCGUUAUGUACCCACCACUCUUCAAUCCACAGACCCCAAAUGAGCCAGGUCGUAUGCCUUUUGAGAGGCGAACAGAGCAGUUUAGAGCUCGCGAGAGAACAAGACCGAGGGCCUUUGCUGCAAAGGACGUACUCCGAGGAGCUGUACGCCGCAGAGGAGUACAACGCGACCAAGUACCUAAACGAUCUGGACCGGUACAUGGAGAUCGUCCAGGGCUUAACUAAGGAAUGCCGAACCGAGUAGCUUGUUUUUUCUUCUAACCGUGACUCUUUAAGGGAGAUGCGUUGUUCCAAAUGAAACUUGUAUUGCUUCGACUGGUGUAUAUGGUCCGAGUUCUCAACCAGAUUCUGCACAAUCAUAACUGCAGAAGUUCAGGAUGCAACGAAUGAGGCAGGAAUCAAUUAACUGCGCAAAUAUAUAUUUGGGCUGGUCUUCCGUUGGAGCCAAAGAAGAAAAUAAAGCAAGAGGUUGAACCGAGAGGAGUGAAGUUUUCUUGCAGAACAGCGGCCAUAAACAUUCCUUUUACUGCUAAUUCAUGUUAAGUUUCCUAUCAAAGGUUGCUCCUUAAAAUUGAGUC
Messenger RNA from Eucalyptus grandis, 2349 nucleotides. RefSeq names its product receptor-like cytosolic serine/threonine-protein kinase RBK2. The transcript has 9 exons. NCBI's taxonomy places the organism in Eukaryota, Viridiplantae, Streptophyta, Magnoliopsida, Myrtales, Myrtaceae. Gene Ontology annotation, molecular function: ATP binding; protein kinase activity. The record is from RefSeq and is a predicted model, not a curated record. Bases 225 to 2015 code for a protein of 596 amino acids. Gene Ontology annotation, biological process: protein phosphorylation.